Molecule: messenger RNA, 1154 nt
Organism: Cuscuta epithymum
Lineage: Eukaryota; Viridiplantae; Streptophyta; Magnoliopsida; Solanales; Convolvulaceae
Source: the annotation of a GenBank genome assembly
AAAAGAAAAGACAGCAAAUACGGAGUAUAUACUAUACACAGAUUCAUGAGAGCUUAAAUUGUUUAUAUAAAUAGAAUCUCUCUUCUACUGGAUCCUAGCCAAGAAAGGAAAAUGGAAAGUGAUGAAGCAAGGCUACCGGCCAGCUAUGGCGGAUUACAAGUCUCCUUCUCCACCCCCCAUCAUCCCAUCCAUCAUCAUCAUCAUCAUCAUGAUGACAUGGGAUUUGUGCACUUUGAAGAUGACCAUAAUACCCAGCAGGCAGUGAUGAUGAUGAGCUUCUUGACCCCUUCGGCGGCGUCCUCUUCUCAUCAGCCCCUAACCUCCGCCGCCGCUAAGCACGGUGGCGGCUGCAACGACGACGACCCUCUUUUAGGGUUUAGCUGCCCUGCCCAGCCGCCCCACCUUGUUGCUAAUAAUGAUAAUAACACUAAUACUAGACCUUCAUGGAAUAACGAAGACCAGGUUGGAAGCCUGGAUCCGAUGUGUGGAACUGGAAAUGAUGCACACUGCAGUGGAAAUGCAGCCGACGGCAACAAUUCAUCAUGGUGGAGAAGCGGGUCGGGUUCGACAGUGGACAAGGGGAAGGUGAUGAAGUUGAGGAGAAAGUUGAGAGAGCCCAGAUUUUGCUUCCAAACAAGGAGUGAUAUUGAUGUUCUGGAUGAUGGUUACAAAUGGAGGAAAUAUGGCCAGAAAGUUGUCAAGAACAGCCUUCAUCCCAGAAGUUACUACAGGUGCACACACAACAAUUGUCGAGUAAAGAAGAGAGUGGAAAGGCUUUCAGAAGAUUGCAGGAUGGUGAUAACAACAUAUGAAGGCAGGCACAAUCACUCCCCCUGCGAUGAUUCCAACUCUUCUGAAAAUGAUUGUUUCACUUCUUUCUAGUUGGGGUUACCUUUGUUCUUUAAAUUAUUAUAUGUAUAAUAUAUCUAUAUAUAGCAUUGUAUUGCCAUGCCUCAAUUCAAGCUCCCAUCCGUCUGUAAUGAUUGAAUUGAACCUGAAUAGGUCUUUUAAUAUAAUUUUUUUACUGCAUAUAUGUAUUAGUCGUAUAUGCAAUGGAGUGUAUCUUUUGUAUGUAUCCCAAUGUAACAUAUCUAGAGUUUCAUCUCGAUUUUAAGUAAGUUUUUUCACAUUGGUGUUAUAUAAAUAUAUUAUAG